UGACGGGUGACAGAUUAUCGCUUAACAAAAUUUUUAUAUUAAAGAAUUGUGUUUUUAUAUUUGUCGAGCAUCAUUUGAAAACUAUUUUAUUUUAUUCGCUUUAAGUCUUGGACGUGUGUUAAAUUUAAUAAUUAAAAAAAAAACCGUGAUAAACAUGGGUAGAAAAAGUAAACCCAGACACCUCUCUGUAAGCUCAGUGUAUUUUUUUAAUUGGCGUUUGUUGUUCUAAUUUAUUUUAUAAAAUAAGAACGGAUGAUUUCAAAAUAUAACAUCAUAUUUACUUAGUAUUUAUGUUUUGUGAAGAUAUCGAAUCCAAUUACGAUGAUAAAUAUUAAUAAAAGGAAUAAAAAAAGCAAAAAGACAUUGAUGAAGAACAGAAAAAGGUGUAUCCAGACAUUGUUCAAUCAACUUCGCAAUGAAACUAAUUCACUUAACAGCACUAUCAUUGAAGUAGACCUUGAGUGUUCUAAACUUCAAGAGCAAAACACUAAUAAACACGAUGAAAGUCUGAUAAUUAUAGGCGACGAUGAUGACCUCAUAAACAAUGACUUGUGCCCCAUCGAGUGCUCAACACCAAAUACCCGAAGAACGAACGAAGAUGCCAAUAACUCCAUAAAAAGCAAUCACGAAGAUGUCAUCAACUUAACUAAGGAAAUUAAUAUAGAUUCUUACUUAACUAUAGACCUUACAAACGACAGUUUAAACGGGACCGGCCAGUUCGGGAACACUGUCAUAGAUUUAGAUAGUAGCAAACAAACAGCUACACUGUCCACCGACAGUAUAUCUAUGAGCGGUGACUCGGAUGUAACAGUUAUUAACAUGAAAGAAAAAAGUAAAAACAAUAAAGAUAUUAAGAGGUUUGUUAAUGGCAUAUCAAAAAUGAGUUCCUGGGAGAAGGGUCGCUUGUUAGAGGUCAUCACACAGAAGAUAUUCAAUGGAUGCAAAAGUCCUUGCAGUACAAGGAGUUGGAACAGCUUCAAGAAUAGAAUAGAAGGUGAGGAGACGGAAGAGAAUCUGUACAUAAAGGAAGUGAUUCUUGGCAAAUCCCCUUCCCGUAAUAGUAUUGGCAGUAACAUCUACAACCCCGUGCGAGACAAACGGAACAGGACCGGAUUGAGGAUGGUAGUGAUCGACGGAAGUAAUGUAGCAAUGCAGCACACUAAGGGGCGGGUGUUCUCAGUGAGAGGUCUCAAGAUCUGCAUUGAUUAUUUUGUCAAACGCGGUCACAUUGUAAAGGCAUUUGUGCCUCACUUCAGGUGUAGGCACGGUAAAAGCACUGAUGGUAAGCUGUUAAGUGAACUGGAAAGGCAGCAGCUGGUGGUGUACACUCCGUCUAGAGAGGUGCAAGGAAAACUUAUCACCUCCUACGAUGACAGAUACAUCGUCCAGUGCGCCGCGGAGUUCGACGGGGUCAUAGUGUCCGGUGAUAACUACAGAGAUUUACUUCAAGAGAAUCCGAGGUGGAGGUUUGUCAUAGAGAACAGACUUCUCCCGUUCACAUGGGUGGGGGACAUGAUCAUGUUCCCCAAGGAUCCCCUCGGCAGACACGGACCCCCCCUUGAGCAGUUCCUCAGGCAUCCAUCAUAGUUCACUGGCAACAUGCUAGAAUUAUCAUCUAUAGUUUAAAAAAAAAUUACGUCUCUGAUAUUCCGUCUCUAUAACAAACUUUGGGUAUUUAGUUAAACUGUUUCCAUCGACUAUACGGUUUGUUGUGUAGACUUAUAUCAGGGUUCGCUGGAAAUAUUAUAUAUGUCAAUCAUAAAAAUUCUCAUAUAUAUAUAUAUAUAUAUAUAUAUAUAUAUAU
Molecule: messenger RNA, 1804 nt
Organism: Danaus plexippus (monarch butterfly)
Lineage: Eukaryota; Metazoa; Arthropoda; Insecta; Lepidoptera; Nymphalidae
Product: NEDD4-binding protein 1-like
Exons: 6
Coding region: 322-1587 (421 amino acids)
Cellular component (GO): cytoplasmic ribonucleoprotein granule; nucleus
Molecular function (GO): RNA endonuclease activity; mRNA binding
Source: RefSeq, a predicted model, not a curated record